This is a messenger RNA of Apus apus (common swift), 2833 nucleotides long. It is a transcript of the gene TBCC, whose product is annotated as tubulin folding cofactor C. Gene Ontology annotation, cellular component: cytoplasm. The record is from RefSeq and is a predicted model, not a curated record. The coding region runs from base 224 to 1276 and encodes 350 amino acids. NCBI's taxonomy places the organism in Eukaryota, Metazoa, Chordata, Aves, Apodiformes, Apodidae. Gene Ontology annotation, biological process: tubulin complex assembly; post-chaperonin tubulin folding pathway. The transcript has a single exon. Gene Ontology annotation, molecular function: tubulin binding.
CCCCAGGAGCGCGGCACCUGCCGCAGGACUCACCCCAUCCCGCAGAGAGGCGGCGGCCCCUUUAAAACCGCAGGAGGCCCCUCCCUUCGGCCCCCUGCCCCUCCCGCCGGGAGGGGGGGGGGGGGACCGCCAGCCCGGCCAAUCAGCGGCGGCGACGCAAGCGGGACCGCCGGCAGCCAAUCAGCGGGCCGCUUAGUCACGGGAGGGGAGGCGAAGCGGCAAGAUGGAGGCCGGCGGCGCGGCGGGCACCGGCGGGGAGCGGCAGGUCCCGGCCGCCUUCCCGGCCCCGCCGCGGCCCGAGGCGCCCGCCGCGUCCCCCGUGGCGCUGCCGGAGCGGCUGCAGCGGCGGGAAGCGGAGCGGCAGCAGGGCGUGGAGCGGCAGCGGCAGAAGAAGGAGGCGCAGGUGGUGAAGGAGGAGCAGAGCGAGUUCCUGGUGGCCGCCCUGGCCCGGGAGCGGGAGGCCGUGGAGGCGCUGCUGGCGGCGGGGGCGCUGGAGGAGGCGGCCGCCCGCCUGCAGGGCCUGCAGAAGAUGCUGACCGAGAGCGUGCGGUUCCUGGCGGCCUACGAGGUGCGGCAGGGGCAGGAGGCCGUGGCGCGGCUCCAGGCGGACCUGGCCGCUCGCCGCCAGCAGCUGCAGCCCAAGAAGAAAUUCGCCUUCCGGGCCCUCAAGAAAGAAGCGGCUCCGGGCAGCGAGCCGCGCCCCGCCGAGCCCGCCCAGCCUGCGGCCGCCGCGCCGGCUCCCGGCCAGGGCCUCGCCGAAGGGGAGGCGGACGGGCCGCCGCUCUGCGGGUUCAGCGGCGCCGAGGGCGCGGAGCUGGAGCUGGGCCCCGCCGAGCUGCUGCAGCGCGACGUGCUGCUCUCCGGGCUGCGCGGCUGCCGGGUGCGGCUCCGCGGCAACGCCAACACGCUGCGGGUGCGGGACUGCCGGGGCUGCACCGUGCUUUGCGGGCCCGUCUCCACCUCCGUGCUGGUGGACGGCUGCAGGGAUUGCCUCCUGGCGCUGGCCUGCCAGCAGCUCCGCACCCACCGCACCCGCGACAGCCGGUUCUACGUGCAGGUGACCAGCCGAGCCGUGAUCGAGGACUGCACGAAGGUCUCCUUUGCCCCUUACACCUGGAGCUACCCUGGUAUCGAGAGAGAUUUCGAGUCUUCUGGGCUGGAUAAAAACAAGAACAGCUGGAACGUGGUGGAUGACUUUGACUGGCUGGCGACUGACAAGCCUUCGCCCAACUGGAGUGUGAUCCCCGAGCAGGAAAGAAUCGGCUGCUGGGACUGACUGCAGGGACAGGCAGUUCCCUGCUGACCAAGAAAUCCUGGUGCAAACGCAUUGAUUCAUAAACUGUGGGGCUUCAUCCCCAAUGUGCCAUUAAAUGAUUCAUUUAGGUCUUUAAAUUGUGAAUUACAGUGUAUGACUGGAUUUUUAAAUCUACAAUACCAGUCAAAUAUAGUUUCCUUUUCUUACACGAGUUGCUGCUAUAAUCUCUAUCACUGUGGAGUUUGCCACCUGCUGCAGUACCUUAUUGGGGAGGUUUUGCUAAUUAAGGUGGGGCAAGGGGCACAAGCAACAGUGACCCUGUAUUAUUAGAGCUGUUGUGCUGCCUUUGCUCACCCAGGCAGAAUCUGAGUUGGCAGCAAGUAGUACAAACUGUACUGGAAUGACAGGAUUAAAUACAAGUUUUUCACGUUUUUGUGGUUCUCAAGUUGCAGGCAACAGUACACUGUAUUUUACGGGGAGUAUGGCACAGGACUUCUGUGAAGGAAUGCAUACAAAAAGGUUAAAUUAAAGGAGGAAUUUGUAGCUGAACAGUGUAGGAGACUGAGAUGAAUCCUAAGCUUGAGCCAGCUGAUGUGGGUUAAAUUUGUAAGGUCUUUACUUAGGCUUUUAUUUCAAGUGAGAAGUCUAAAGGAAAAAAAGUCUUCUAAUGACCACUUAAUGCUCUCCUAAUAUAUUGAGAUGAAUGAACAUAUAGAUCCUAUAUAAAUACUGAACCUUCACCAUCUGGAAAUAGUAUGUGGAAGCAUGGUCAUUCUGUAAAUAGCUUUAACUUGAGAUGAACGAGUGCUUUGAGUGGACUUCUAGGGCAUACAGUAAAUGCUGAUUAACAUUAUACAAAAUGGUUAAACGUCUCUACUGCAGUCUGAAACUUCAGGUGAGAGACAUUAAGGUAUGUCCUACUAGUUGUUUCAUCUGUCUGCCAGAGAAUAGGCUUUGUGGUGCUGUGAUGUUAGUUUACAGCACCCUGCUUCUGCUUAAGUGCAGUGUAGACAGGGAGUCAGUAAAAUGGGAAUAUGAGAAACUAUAUUCCAGUUCCAAAAUAGCAUGUUAUCUAGUAUAAAGUGCACAGUAACUUAAGCCUCAUUUCUUCACUCCUAAAAAAAAAAUAAAAAAUAACAGCAUUAUGGAAUACCAUUAUUUUUACAAUGCCCUGUGGGUGGUGAUGUGACCACUAUCCAUAUAUAGUUCUAGGUUUCCAAAACCACUUCUUAACUUGUGGAAUUUUGCAAGAAAGCACAGCUGAGUGUUGUACUUUAAAACUGCAAAGUAUUUAUGCUGCUUUACCAUCAUACAUGUGCCUCUUAAUAGAAAAUUAAUGCUAGCUGGACCACUGAAAAUUGCAUUAUUGCUAUGAGAAGUACUUGAAACUUGAGUACUUGACUGGUUUUGAGCAGAAAAACUUUAUUUGAAGUUGUUUUCAGUAUAUUUAAUUUAAAAGGGGAGAAAAUAAGGGGGAAUGUUUACAUAUUCUUUACAACUUUCAGUUUUAUUUUUAGUAAUGUAUACUUUUUGACUGACCUGGAUUUUGCAUUUCAAAUAUAUUUGUUUUGAAUUGUU